AUCGAUAAGCCACAACACACGUCAACAAGUGAGUGGUGGAAACUGUCAUUAUCAGUCACAUGUCGUAAUUUUCAAAAAAAAAAAAAAUCAAAUUCAAAAUUGACAAGUUUUCAUUACCAUCUUCAUCCUUCUGGAAAUAUCCAUAAUUUCACAAUAUCCUUCGUUUACCAUAUAAUGCCUAAAUCACUGAGAUGAACAGACGUCCAUCACCAUUAGAAAACGAACAGUGCCGGUCGUGCUCCAGCUUUUCGGAUUACAUAAAGUCGACUAGAAAAAAAAAGGAUGAAAAUGGAAAUACAGUUACUGGAUCCCAGUCCGCGGUAGCUGGCGAUGGAGGGACUACUGGCCAUCAGGGUGAUUCUGGCGGUAGAAGAACCGAUUGUCCUUUGGACAAGGAUGAAUUGGGACGCAGUGCGUGGGGCCUUAUACAUACGAUGGCUGCCACUUAUCCACAAACACCUUCGCAGACCCAAAAAUGCGAGAUGAGAACGUUUUUCAAUGUUUUUGCCAAGUUCUACCCUUGCCCGCACUGUUCUGAAGAUUUACAAGAAGAGUUGAAAAUAGAGCCCCCCAAAGUAGAAAACCCAGAACAACUGAGUCAAUGGUUAUGCCGAUUACACAAUAAAGUUAAUGUUAAAUUAGGUAAAGAAAUAUUCGACUGUUCUAAAGUGAACGAACGAUGGAGGGAUGGUUGGAAAGAUGGUUCCUGCGAUUAGGUAUAUUUAGGAAAUAAAGCAUUUAUUUCUUUCAAUAAAAACAAAUUACUGCCUCUAUAUCUUUUUAUUAAUAAACUUAAUUGUUAUGGAUAAUUUAUUUAUUUCUUUUUUAAUUUCUUGUUUUUUUGAAAAUUGCCCUUUUGGGGGCGUUUUUUCGAAAACUUAUCCCCUGAAACAGCAUUUUUGUAGCCCUUAAUCCAAUGGUUACGUUUCUGUUCCCAUGCUAAUUGUUUCUGACCUAAAUAUUAUCAUUUUAUUAAAAAUAUUGGUCAAAUACUGAAUACUUACUAGCUUUGUCUUUGUUCUCCAUCACAUUUGAACUGCCAGGUUUUUGUUUGGAACUGCCUUCUUCAUCUAGCAAAGAGGCAAAUUCUUCUGCUGACGCAAAUACUGAAGACAUGUCAUCUGUUUUGGAUUUUUUCUUCAAGGAUUUUUUUAGGUUUCUUUUUGAAGCGGGAGUUUCAUCUUCUGAAUCUGAAGGGAAAUCCGAGGGGAAAUCUAAGUCUUCAUCGUCAUCACUAAGACCAUCAAUUAAAUCUAGAAAAAAAAUAAUUCAUUAUUGGUAAAAUUAAUAUAUUAAUUAAUUACCUAAAUCUUCCUCAGUGGCUUCCAACUCAUCAUCAUUAGCAUCAUCACCACCGUCAAAUUCUGGUUCCUCAUCACUAAGUCCAUCUUCUUCGUCACUAAGUUCUUCAUCUUCAUCUUCACUGCCCUCUUCAUUUUUCCUUUUCUUUUUUUUGUCAGUGUCUUUCUUCUUGAGACCCUCACCAAUUUCUCCCAUGAAGUCUAGUUCUUCC
Molecule: messenger RNA, 1513 nt
Organism: Ceutorhynchus assimilis (cabbage seed weevil)
Lineage: Eukaryota; Metazoa; Arthropoda; Insecta; Coleoptera; Curculionidae
Source: the annotation of a GenBank genome assembly